Messenger RNA from Anarrhichthys ocellatus (wolf-eel), 6475 nucleotides. RefSeq names its product microtubule-associated protein 7b (gene map7b). Lineage: Eukaryota; Metazoa; Chordata; Actinopteri; Perciformes; Anarhichadidae. Gene Ontology annotation, cellular component: microtubule cytoskeleton. Gene Ontology annotation, biological process: microtubule cytoskeleton organization. The transcript is spliced from 20 exons. The coding region runs from base 2832 to 5336 and encodes 834 amino acids. The record is from RefSeq and is a predicted model, not a curated record.
UGUAGUUCAAUACUGAAUCAAAAAAGGGCAGAGCAUUUAAGUAAUAUUUGUAUUAUUUCAGUUCUGGCCAUUUCUCAAUUAGUAAUGACGCACAACAGGUGUUUUCAAUUAGCUGCUAAUGGCAAAACACCUGCUGUGACGUCACUGAUUGGGAUGUUGUUGGAGCAGUGCAACAGUGUGUUCACAUCCUGAACUACUUAUCCAGCCUCAUCUUCAUUCACUAGCAACCUUAAUACAGAUGUUAUAUGUUAAGUGGGUGUGUCGUUGAGUGUAUCAAGUGGGCGCAUUCUUUUAUUGUUUAUUUGACUGAGUUAAGUCUACGACACCUAUUGAGGACUCUGUGAUAAGCUCUGCUGUCCCAGAUGUAUCUCGCUGUGACUUCACUGUGCGCGAAUAAGGAGUUUACAAUAUUACGUUUUUACUCAACCAUUUCUAAACCUCAGCUUUUCACCUUGUUGGCUUCAAACUGUUUAAUCAGCGAACCAUGAUGCUGUGAGCCGUUCGACCACCUUUGACCAUAACAGUGAAGCUCUUUAUAAUGUUGUGACUGUGUCCUACGGGAUUAUUUUUUUUUAAUUUUCUAAUUUGUGCCAUCCAAUAGUUGCCCCAUAACAUGCCUGCGCAAAAAUGCUUUGUUUAUUUUGUCUCACUAAGUGGCAAGACCAGUUUCAAUAUCUCUUUCUUUAUCAGCUGACAUUCCCUGCCAACUAAAUUAGCUGUUCAUCUUUGAAUUAAAUGCAACAAUAAUCUUAUAUCUGUGCGUUGCCAAAUGUAUCCGUUUAUACGGCAGUCAAAAUAUUUGCUCUAAUCCCGUGUUGGUGUGUCUCUCUCACACAUAUUCAAUAGGUGUGAGGAGGGUGUGCAGCCCAGCCUCUCCGGUUUAAGUCUCAGGAUAGGAUUACAGCAUUACUCUAUCCUGCAGGGACAAAGAUCAGAUUGCUCUUUCGUGAAUGUGUGGUCGUACAGCAUUGUGCACCCGAAGGAGAUGAGGCAGCAAGUCUUGCCCUGAAUGUCUUUUAUAUUCUACGGCAGAUGCUUGGAAAUGUGAAUUGGAUGUGUUCUUUAAUAAAUACUAAGAAAGUGACAAGGAGGCUCCUUCACACAAUACAAAGUCAAUGGAGAGCGAUGAAUUGUUUGCCCCUCCGGAGUGGGUGGGACUUACUUGCACUCUGUCUCCGUGGGUAUCAGUGGUCGUGUCUAAUCAUUUUGUCGCCUUGCUGUCUUGAGCCACAGUAUUUUUUUUUUUAGAAAGAUUUCAAGCUGUCAUGCUGGUUGUUUGAUCUCCGUGUGUAUUUGCCUUGGUAGAUGUGAGCUCAGCCUGCUACUAUAAUGGCUGUUCAGGCUGAUGUUUGCACUGUUAUUGGACAAGCCUCCAAUCAUGUGGCCUGCAAUAUCUUUAUCAUGGGCCUAUUAUUAUUAUUAUUAUUAUUAUUAUUAUUAUUAUUAUCUCCCUCCCUUCCAUGGCACCUGCCAUACUGUGUGUGUCUGACAGGUUCAAAUGCUCAGCAGAUCUUCUCUCUUUACCCUCUUUAUUUCUCACCCUUUCAUAUCCAGAAUAUUGUCAGUGUAUGAACUGAAGCAUAACUUGGUAUCUGUUGAUGCUGCUCAGAUAUAUCUGUUCAUCUGCAUAUAUCUUACCUCUGUGUCCUCCUGUUCCUGUAAAGAGCCAGCAGGACAUGAAAAGAAUAGAUUUGCAUAUUUAUUGUAAGACCCUGGUAUUUCAAAUAGUUGAUGGCUCUUUCAGUGGAGAAUGGGGGCGGGGUCAUAUACCAUGUGCUCUAAGAGCACAGCCCUUCCAGGCAGCUCCAGCACUGCAUUAUUUGCUUUGGUGUGUGUGUGUGUGUGUGUGUGUGUGUGUGUGUGUGUGUGUGUGUGUGUGUGUGUGUGUGAGUGAGAGAGACACUAAAGUGUGCCUGUCCUCUGCUCUCUCGCUUCCACUCUGCCACCUCAUCAUUGGUCCAUGUGCUGCGGUUGUCAGGGAAACUCUUUACCGGUACCGGCUCACCUUCCACUGCUUGAUUUGCACUGAAUAUUUUAAAGGCCCUGCUGCACUCUGUUACCCGUGUAUCUGUGGGCCAGAGUGUGUGUGUGUACACAGUCAGUGCCUCUGUGAUGUGAUUCCUCUGACAAGUUUGCGUUUACAGAAUAGGCCCAGCAAGGAGGGGGAAAAGGGGGCUGCAGUAACAGUAGUGACAGCAGCAGCAACAGUAGUGACAGCAGCAGCAGCAUCUCUUGAGGAGUGAGGGAGUCAAGAGAAUUUCAAUCUUUCCAGCUUUCGACCGAGCCGGUCUUGUGGAUUAAGUCUUUUUUUUUUUCUAAGCCAGACUACAAGAGCUCAUCCUCAGAUUCUGUCGCACUCUCUGUCUCUUUCGCUGUGUCUCUGCCUGGCACUGUCAUCAUAGGCAGUAUAUAUAUAUAUACACGGCACAGUGGGCAGCUCGGUUUGUCUCUCUUUCAAGCUCUUCAUCUCUCCAAACGUUUGUCCUUUAGCCGUCUUUACCUGUUUUUCUCUCGUCUGUCACAUUUCAUUUCAUAUCCUCCAUCUCUCUCUGAUGUGUCCUCCUCCUCUCUUCCUUCUGCUGUCUCGGACACAGAGCAGCAAUGCACAGCCAGAGGAGUUAGCUGUUAGCAUUAGCUGUUAGUUAUCUACGUCUUCACUGCGAAGAGGGCUUUUCGGUGUGACCCCGUCCCCCACCAUCUUCUUGCAUUCACCACUGACCUGCCCCCCCACCCCCACCCCACCCACCCACCCCCACCCGCCACUGCAGGGUGGGAUGGGCAGGGGCACGGUGAGUUAGCCAGUGGCUCGAGGGUUAGCAACAGGGCAGGCGAUGCCAGACAGUAAAGGAGGAGGUGGAGGUGGAGGUGGGUGCUCGCGGGGCAAGUGGAAGCUGAGGAAGGGAGGCAGCCGUUCAGCCAUCCCGGCACUCUUCACCAUCACAGAGGAAGAGGAAGGACAGAGACGGAGAGAUGCUUGCAGGAGGAAGACGAGAGCGUCUUACUCCCAGUACAUAUCGGACGAUGGCCGAUCGUCUUCAGCCACCCAUCCCGGCUCCUCGGGCUCCGGGCAGACCUACACUCCCACCUUGACCCCUACCCCCGGCCCCACCCCAACUCGCACCACCACCAGCCCCAAUAACAAUGCUGCCACCAAAACAGUCGUUUGCAUUGCAGACUCGUUGCUCUUCAACAAGAUCGACGAGAGACAGAGGUUAGCCCGCGAGCGCCGGGGGGAGCGUGAGAAACAGAACGCCAUCAAGGAGGCCGAGUGGCAGGCACGCGAGGAGCGGGCCAGGCUGCACUAUGAGAGGCAUGUGGAGGAGAGGAGGAGAAGGCUGGAGGAGCAGAGAGUAAAGGAGGACAAGAGGCGGGCUGCCGUGGAGGAGAAGCGACGGCAGAAACUGGACGAAGACCAGGCUCGUCAUGAGGCGGUGAUCCGUCGGGCGGUGGACAGGAGCCAGAGAACCAGACAGAAGCCCAACCGGUGGUCUUGGGGAGGUCCGCUGAAGACAAACACUCCCAGCACGCCCGCCGGUUUUGUCGAGUCGGCUUUCCUCUAUCCACUCGACCUUGCUGGACUGGAGCACAUGCAGAGUGCUUUCAGUCUCUGCCGCAGAUACGGAGUGACCUCCCAAUAUGCUGACAGGCGGUCAGUUUCCACUAUGAAUUUAUCCAAACACAUUGACCCUGUUAUUACCAAGCGCCUCUCCUACUCCUCUGCUACACUCCUACACUCACCGGACCGAGGCUUACAGAUGAGAACAGCCUCCUCCCCUGUCAUUAGCAAAUCUCAGUCCAAACCCCGCCUACACCCGGGAAAGACCACCCAGCACAAAAACACAGGCCUGCGCCGGCUUCCGUUGACGCCAUGGGAGAGCAAUGUGGUGAACCGCCUGCUGCAGCCAACGCACUCCUACUUGGCUCGUAGUCGCAGUGCCAUGAGUCUCUCUGGAGAGCAAACAGCCAUGCCCGUUUGUCCUCGCUCAGUGUCCUGCCACCCCAUGGGCUCCAUGUCCUUCAAAGCGCUGCAGGCCCAGCCGCUUCCUCACUGCCGCAGCCAGGAGAGGAGCCUCAGCAAGGGGACGGUCUCGUCGUCCACCGCGACCGCUCGCAGGAGGACCGCCGGCACCGCACAGCAGAAGGACCGUGACCAUGUCAGGAAGUCAUGGAGCAACCUGUCCCUCCCACUGGCUCCCAUUCUCACUUUGCCCCCCAAAAUGCGCUCCUCUUCUCCGGGGAAGAAGAACAGAAAAGGGACAGUGCCCUCUCCUGGCAGGCCUCCACAAAAGUCAGUAGGGCGCCCCCCGACCCCCAAGCUGCUUAAGUCUCCGGGGGCAGACGACCCAGGGAAUCUUCGUCCCUUCAGGGUCACACUGGAGAGCCCCCAACCCACCAGAGCCCCUGAAGAGGAGGAAGAAGAGCAGGUUCUCGGUCCUCUUCAGCCUCGACCUCAGCCAGUGGGUCAGAACAAGACCAGCAGUGAACAGACAACACCAGCAGUCAGUGAGAGCGUAAGCAGUCCUCCAGGCCACAGGCACUCAGCAGGCACCACAGAUCCAGAGGAGGCGAGUCGUAUCCUGGCCGAGAAUCGGCGCCUGGCCCGCGAGCAGAGAGAGCGAGAGGAAGAGGAGCGAAAGCAGCAGGAGGAGCAGCGGAGGUUAGCGCAAGAAGAGAUGGCUCGCCGUAAGGCCGAGGAGCGCGUGAAGAGAGAAGAGGAGGCUCAGCGUCAGGCGGAGGAGACGAAAAGGAAGGAGGAGGUGGAGAGAAAGGAGGAGAGAAAGGUGGAGGAAGAGAGACUUCAGAAAGAGAGUGAGGAGGCAGAGAAACUCCAGAAACAGAAAGAGGAGGAAGAGUCUCGACAGAGAGAAGAGGCGGAGCGACUGAGGCAGGAGAGAGAGAAACACUUCCAGAAAGAAGAGGCUGAACGCCUGGAGCGAAAAAAGCGUCUGGAGGAGAUCAUGAAGAGAACAAGACGUUCAGACCCAGCAGAGAAGAAAGUUGUUCCCAACAGGAAUGGAGACAACGCAGUGACACCUGCUGAUCCUAGUCCAUCUGCAGUGACGGCGUCACCGACACACAACAGCAACAGCAACGGUCGCCAACCUGAGCCCGACACCACAGCACUGAGCCAUCCUGACCAGAGGGAGAACGGGGAGUUCGAAGAGGUGAUUGUGCUGCCUUCACAUUCCAGGUUGUCUCCUCCUGAGGGAGAGGAGCAGCAGGAGGAGGAGGAGGAGAAGAGAGUUCCUGUCUUAGCCUUCAGGGAGAACGGUCUACUAAAGCCUCUGAGUGGAAUAGAGGAUAUCUCAGCCCAGCAGGGACCAGAUGUUGCCUGAUGCCCCGUUAGACCGAGAUGAUUCCACGCCCAGAGAGACGGGAAGUGAGAUGGCCAGAGAAGGGGUAUCACAGAGCUGUUGGACUGAAUCAAAGGAAGGACUCGCAGCAGCACAGUCGGAACCUUCCAGAGGUUUACUUCCUCAACCUCCCACGACAGAAGAGCGCCGCAGCCAUUUCCCAAAGAUCUCCCUAAAGCAUCUUCAGAAGAGUUUCUUCUCCCUCAACAAACAAUAUGGAGAAUAGAUCGUCUCUCUAUAACAUCAUUACACUCGGUCACAAAGUUCUGUGUGCAGCCCCAACUACCCCUGAUUCUGAAGUGAAUGUCUGGAAAUCACAGGAGGAGUGAAUGCCUAUUCCAUCUUGUGACUCUUGUGAUGUUUGUGUGUGUGUUUGUUUGUGCAGAUGAGAGACUAAUAAUGAUGUAAACUGAGAUCAGCUGUAAAGUCUUCAGCCAUGAUACUUGAAGAGAUUUGUUUUUGUUGCUGUAGAAGACACUGUAAUCCGAUUGAGAUCAGCAAUGUGACGUUUUAACUGGAACUUGCACAACAGGCUCCGAAUUACAAGGUUUCAUUAACGCGUUUGCUCUCGUUAACUGGAACCUCAUAAUUAUUCAUUUUCAAUGUUUCCAUUGAAGUGUUCCAGAAGAAAUGGGAUAAACGAAUGUCUGUGCAUGAAGUUGUAUUAAGACUACAGGAAAGUGUCAUGUAAUGUAAUAUAUUUUUGCCGUGUCUACAGUGUGUAGGACUAGAGGUUAUUAUUGGGGUGAGGCGGGGGGGCGUUGGAGUAUUAUGGAGUUUAAGUUAAAUGACAAAAUGAAAAUACUGUCAACUGACAAUUAGGGUGUAAACUACUGAUUAUUUUUGUUUAGUUUUAUUUAAUUGCUGUACAGAUGAAAUGUGAUUCUUUGUCUCGUCCUCGAUACUGUCCGUUUAAAUUGAGAAAAAAAAGAACCUGCUUUGACGUUAAGUCCCGCCCUUUCCUUUCAUUCGUUUACCCCGUCAGUGCUGCAUCCCAAAUCCAGUUACACUACACAUCUACGCGUUGGAUGUUGACUUUUGUUUUCGCCAAGCAAAUACAAAAAGGUUUAAAAUCAUUUGCUGGUGACGUAUAAUCUGAUUAGUUUGAUCUUUUUGAUAAA